AUGUUAAGAACAAAAAAGUUGAAAAAAUCGCGUACAUCUGUAAUAACUAUUUGUAAAUCGAAAAAUGCGGCACCAAUAUGUGGCUCGGGCAGUAAAGUUGAUGAUGAUAAAACCAACAGCAGCAGAAACACAAAAGAUACAUCUCUAGACAAUAGUUGCAGUCAACAGAUUGACAUUCCCAAAAACUGGGAAUCCUUUCUGGGAGAAUUAGUAGGAAGAUUAGAAAACCCAAAUAACACAAAAUUACAUCCUCUUAAAGCCUCCCAUGUACCUAGGUCUGACAUGCCAAACUCUGAAAAUGUAGGAAUUUGUGAAAUUAAGUCUUGUGACAACUUUAACAAAACGGUAAGUAUAUCGAAGGAGUUUUUCAUCCAAGAAGCUGCUACAGACUCGUUUGAAAAAUGGAAUUCAGUUUUUGAAGAAUCAAGUUGUAAAUUAGAAUACAAAUUUAUGAAUAAAAUCAGUAAAAACGACUCUAGAUCCAACACUAAUUCAUUAGUCCGAGAUCUGAAAACUGAAGAAAAUGAAAUUGGUGAAGAUGAAUCUAGUGGAUGCAGCAACACAUCAAAUACAUCUAUAGACCGUUUAGUGCAAGAAAUAAAACUACCCUUUGGGAAAAAAUCUCAAAUUAUAUCAGCAUUCGAAUAUGAAACUAACAUAAACAAAAAUGAUAAUAACAAAUUCUUAGAAAAUGACCGAGAAACCGAGAAACCAAAAGAAAUUAAACAGCCUUUUGUGAGAAAAUUUCAAAAUAUGUCAACAACCUACGAAUGCAAAACUGACACCAGUGAAAUUAAUAACGAUGAAUUUGUUGAAAGAGACAGGACAGCAACACUACCACCACAAACAACACAUAUCAUCACACUCUUCAUAACACCAGAUAACAAUCAGUGUAAAGUAAAUCCUGACGAGAUGUUUGAAUCAUCCGAAUCUGACGUAAUACUCCUGGACUACCCAUACAACUGCAUGCAUUCAACAACUGUCGAAUUUUAUUGUGAGAAUAAGUUGGAACAAUCAUUCAGUCUGCAGUUUGAGAGUGAAGACGUUUAUGAUGAAAAUCAAAACCUGAAUGUUAACGAAGUAGUAGUAGAUAUGAAAAAGAAAAAUUAUGACGAACCUACAUUUGCGGAAAUGUGCUUCAAAAUACCGAUGAAUAAUUCAGACGAAAAUGGAGCCAAUUCAACAAAAAUCUUCUCUGGAAACAUUCCAGGUUCACCGCUUAACGAAACGAACAACAUCGAAAUAGAAUCCAGUCACACGAAAUCAGCCCAAUCGCAGUUCAAUUUCACGAUAAACACAAACAACCCCGAAUUAAGUAACUACACACUCAAUCAAAUUGAAAAUUAUUGUUGUCAACUAGCAAGUGAAAUGAAAAAGAACUUGAGAAGUUGCAGCAAUGAUGAUUUUACAAAAUCAUCCAAAGAUUAUUCUUUUGAAGUCACGGUUGAAUCUGGUUCUAAUGCAUGCGAAGAAAUUUUGAAAAAUGAAACAGCCGUAAACACUAAUUUUAACACAGAGCAAACAACCGCAGACGAUCAGUUAGCUGAAUUCAACCCAUCACAAAAUCAACCCAACAGUGAAGAAGUCCUUCGUCGAAGGCUCCAAAAAUCAGAAAACGAACAACUCAAAAACGGAGCAAACACAUCUAAAAUCCAGCAAAUUCCAAUUGCAAAAAAUGACAACCUGAUGAAUAAUGACAUCUCAUUUAGGCUCGCUAGUGAGCUUGAAAAUAAAUUUAAAGCUGAUAACGCUAUUGCUGAUGUUGAUGGCAAAAAUACGAAAAUUAACCUACCCAAAAUGGAAUUCACCCUUCCAAUGCUAUACACCGAGUUAGACUCUAGGAAAGAAACGAUAUCCGACCGAUUAGCUCAGUCUGUAGGAGUGCCUCGCACUGUUAUCAUGCGAUAG
Molecule: messenger RNA, 1908 nt
Organism: Helobdella robusta
Lineage: Eukaryota; Metazoa; Annelida; Clitellata; Rhynchobdellida; Glossiphoniidae
Exons: 3
Coding region: 1-1908 (635 amino acids)
Source: RefSeq, a predicted model, not a curated record